This is a messenger RNA of Drosophila novamexicana, 4364 nucleotides long. RefSeq names its product V-type proton ATPase subunit C (gene Vha44). Gene Ontology annotation, biological process: proton transmembrane transport. The coding region runs from base 395 to 2893 and encodes 832 amino acids. The record is from RefSeq and is a predicted model, not a curated record. Gene Ontology annotation, molecular function: proton-transporting ATPase activity, rotational mechanism. The transcript has 14 exons. Gene Ontology annotation, cellular component: vacuolar proton-transporting V-type ATPase, V1 domain; lysosomal membrane. Lineage: Eukaryota; Metazoa; Arthropoda; Insecta; Diptera; Drosophilidae.
AAGUGAUCGUUUAUCGAUAGUUUGAAACAAAUUCGAUCCGCACAUUCCAAAUAUGACGUAAGGACAUACGCGAGACUAGUUGGAAUACAGACACCACGUACAGCUGAUCAAAGCAAUUGCGCUCCACUGGACUACGGACUGCGGCGGCGCCGUGAGAUGAGAUAAGAUCCGUAGCGUUGAUCGAACGAUUGCCAGGCUGAUAAGCGUCCAUUAAUGACGACGGCGACUGCCGGCUAAGUGGACAAAGCCAUAUCCAAAGUUUCUAUCAGGCUAAAGGUUGGACAGUCCCCCCUCACUUAUACAUAAUGUUAGCGCACGUGUCCGACAGAACCUUUUGUUAUGUGUACUUGAAGCAUAUGCAAUUGUAUUAUGAAACGAAUGAAAUGGAUGCGUAAUGUCAGAAAGUGGCAAUCAGACAACUAUCAAAAUGAUGUCCGAAUAUUGGAUUAUUUCGGCGCCGGGCGACAAGACGUGCCAACAGACGUUCGACACGAUGAACAACCUCACCAGCAAGCAACAUAAUCUGUGCAGCAACUACAAGUUCCAUAUACCCGAUCUGAAGGUGGGUACCUUGGAUCAGCUGGUCGGCUUGUCCGACGAUCUGGGCAAACUGGACACGUACGUGGAGCAAAUCACACGCAAGGUGGCCAUGUAUCUGGGCGAGGUGCUGGAGGAUCAGCGCGAUAAGCUGCACGAGAACCUGCUGGCCAACAACAGUCCUGGCCCGCCCGAUGAGAGCAUGCCGUGUCGACACCACCAGCGCCUGAAGCAUCUGAGCCUGCGCCAUCAGCGCAAACACCAGCACACGCACCACCAGAACAAUCCGCUGCACUACCAUCCCCACCAUCUUCAUCAGCUGCCCACGGAUCUUAAGGGUAAAUCCCAAGCCUCUGCCUGCCAAGCAUCCUCCGCCUCCGCCUCCGCCUGCGCCUCGACAUCAGCCAGAGCCUGCGCCGCCUGCCAGGUGGGCGGCAGCUUGAACAAUUUAUCGGACUCGUCCGAGCGUGACUUUGACUUUGUGAUACCGCCCGGUUGUGCCUGCGAUGAAUGCUUCGCCCUCAGCAGCAGCGCCACGGCGAGCACCUUGAUGGCCGAUGAAUGCUAUACCCAGACCGCUUCCUCAAUGCUGAAUGCCACGCGCUGUGCGAUAAAUACGGUGACGGCGAUUGCCACCGGCAGCAUGAGCAGCAGCACCAGCCCAGCAGAUGCCGUCGCCGCCGGCGGCGGCAAGGCCAGCUCUGUGUCGACGAUCUGCUCCUCGUCGGCUUAUUUCUCAACGUCGGCGCCAACUGGCAGCAGCUCGGUGCAAAGCAUGUCGCGCUCUAACAGCAAAAAGCUGAAUAACAACACUUGCAACAUAAACAAUAACAAGCUGAGCUUUCGCAGCAGCAGCAGCCAACUCAGUCAACAACAACAACAACAACAACAGCAGCAGCAGCAACAACUCCAACAACAACAGUCCCCCAAGCAACACUUGCAACAGUUGCAACUGGGCGCUUGCUCCUCGGUCUCACCGCUGCAAUCGCCCACAGCCAAGUCCAGUUGCGACACGGACGAGGAUGUCGAACUGGACGAUCCAAAGAGUCCGAAUAGCGCCUCCUCGUUAUCAGAAACGUUCGACUGGUGGUUCAAUAAGCCAAAGCGUAACUCUAAGAAGUCCAGGUAUCAAAUGCACCACACAACCUACACUGUACUACACAGCACACAAACACAAACACAAACACAAGCACACUCACAAUCACAAUCACACUCACAAACACAAUUCAGACCAAUUCCAUUUUGGCAUCAGACAUCGCCCACACCGCGCUCUAGUUAUCGCUCUUUCUUCAAUUCUCUUGCCGAUCAAAUUUAUAGCAAACGUUCUACACCGUCUCAAUUAAAUAUAAACAAUGGAUUUAAUUUAACACCAACUCAUAGAUCGUCUCCAGUGAGUAGUUGUUGUGGCAGUAGUAGCCAGGGUCGUUCCAGUCCAGACACGGAUCAUGCCGAGCCGCCCGAAUUUCCGCUGAGUCCAGCCGAACUGCCGCAGUAUUUAACGCGUUUCCAAUGGGACAUGGCCAAGUAUCCGAUCAAGCAAUCGUUGCGCAACAUUGCCGACAUCAUUUCCAAGCAAAUUGGCCAAAUUGAUGGCGAUCUGAAGACCAAGUCGCAGGCCUACAACAAUCUGAAGGGCAAUCUACAAAACCUGGAGAAGAAGAAAACUGGCAGCUUGCUGACCCGCAAUCUGGCGGAUCUGGUCAAGAAGGAGCACUUCAUAUUGGACUCGGAGUACCUGACCACGCUGCUGGUGAUUGUGCCAAAGACCAUGGCCAACGAUUGGUUAGCCAAUUACGAGAAAAUCACGGACAUGAUUGUGCCACGCUCGUCGCAGCUGAUCAAGGAGGAUCCCGACUAUUGCCUGUUCAAUGUGACGCUCUUCAAGAAGGUCACCGAAGAGUUCAAGCUGCAUGCACGCGAGCGCAAGUUCAUUGUGCGCGACUUUGUCUACAAUGAGGAGGAGCUGGCCGCGGGCAAGAACGAGAUGACCAAGCUGAUGACCGACAAGAAGAAGCAGUUUGGACCUUUGGUGCGCUGGCUGAAGGUGAACUUCAGCGAGGCCUUCUGCGCCUUGAUACACGUCAAAGCGCUGCGCGUUUUUGUGGAAUCCGUGCUGAGAUACGGCCUGCCGGUCAACUUCCAGGCCAUAUUGAUUGAGCCCAACAAGAAGAGCGUGAAGCGUCUGCGUGACGUCCUGAAUCAGCUGUAUGGCCACUUGGACGGUGCAUCCGCUGGCGGACAUGUCAGCAGUGCUGAUAAUGUCGACAUACCCGGCUUGGGCUUUGGCCAGUCCGAAUACUAUCCCUAUGUGUUCUACAAGGUGAACAUCGAUAUGGUUGAGCAAACCAAGCUUUAAGAGGCCGUUCUCAUGCCUCUGCAUCGCACACACACACACAGACACAUCCACGCAAAUAUAAAUACAAAUAUGCCAACAGCAAAAAUUAAUAAUUGAAUAUGCAAAUUAUAUAUUCAGCGGCAGAUCCUGAAAAGGGCGCUGACUAAACUUAAAUCUAUCCUGCUCAUUGAAUCCAAAUCAACUACAACAGCAACAGUUGCCACGCCUAUUAAAACACGCAAACAAUUAAUAGUUUACUAUAAAUAUUUUUAGUCAUUGUUAUAUAAUUAUUGUUGUUAUUUAUGUUACGCGUUCAUACAAUUCCGUUUCAAGUUCAACUUAAAAAAAAAAAACAAGAGAAAAGUUUAAAAAUAAUGCGCGUAAGAGAAACAAAAGAAAAUUUCAGAACAAUUUCAAGUCGCAAUACAAAUGCAAAGUACAUUAAAAAAGAAAUUGCAUAAAAGUUUAUGUUUUUAUUUUACGUUCAUUGUUCUGCUACAGUUAUAAACAGUAUUUUUUGUUCUUUUUGUUUUCUGGCUUUGUUUUAAACGAACUAAUAAUUGUGCUUUGUUUUUGCAAUAAAUACACACACAUAUUUAGUUAAUUGAUAAAGAAAAGCUUAACUCGUAGCUAAAGUUUUCAAACAGUUUCACUAGCUGAGCCAACAAUAUUAUUAUUAAUACAAAUAAAUAUUUGAUUUACAUAUGUUUUUUUUUUUUUUACCCGUCUUGUUUUUGUGCUGUAACUAACCUAAAUUGCAUACUUCCCCCGACUAAACCAACUGUUAAACUAAAUUUAUAACUAUAAGUAUAAACGGUGUCGCAAAUAGUUUGAUUUAACUAAAACAUAUUGAAAUGAAAAAUGUAAAUCGAUGCAAUGACAUUUCCUCUGGAAAUACAUAAACCCUAAAACGAAAGUAUUGUAUUUAUAAAUGUUGCCUAGAUAUCGAGAGUUUAUUGAAAACCAAAUAGUAAACACAAACAAAUCUAAAUUCGCUAUGAUAAAGCUGAGAAACUGUUUCAAUCCCUUCGCGUAAGUUGUGCAGUCUAUGAAAGUUAAGCAUAAAUCGAACAGAACAUAAAACCAGAACGAAAAGGGUCUAAUUGAAUUGCUGGUGAGGCCAUGUUAUAAAUAAAUACACAUACAUAUACUUAUCUAUGCCCAAUUUAAAGGAGAACUUAAUGCACUAAACUAAUGAAUAAAAGAACAAUAAUAUUUGUAUGUAAAUUAAAUUAAAUAUAUUUUCAAUGUUUGCUACUGCUACAACAUAAAAAUCUAAUUGUGUUAACAAACUAAGGGAGCCCCUCCCCCCCAAAAAAAAACAAGAAACAAUUAUAACAUCGAGACAAAACGCAGUAUCUUCUAAAUAUACAUAUGUAUACAUAUAUAUUUUAAAUUUAUGCAUUAUUAAAAUAUGUAAAUGUCAAUGCGUUAUAUAAGGUGCCGUUAAGCCAUCCUUGUAAAUAAUUAUAAAGAAAGAAAGACAUUCCAA